UCUUUUGCCGGCCCUGGUGCGGGCUAGAGCCGAUGGGGCGAGGCCUACGGAGGGGGCCGGGCGUCUUGCUCUGGGGUCGCAUUCCCGGGUCUCGCGGACCGUCCUUUAAGCCUGAAGUGAAAACGCGUAUAGGGAACAGUCCUGGGGUAGAGGUAGAGUCACGGUAGGCCGGACCUCGCCGCCCUCGCUCUUGCGCACCAGGCGUCCAGCCCCGAAUCCUAGCCGGGCGGGCCGUGUCGCGUGCGUGACGUCAUCGCAGGGCGCUGCGCGCGGCUGGAGGGAGCCCGACCUCUCGUGGCGCAGGGAACGGCGCAGCUAUGCUGCGGCUAGUCUGUGCUGGGGCGCGGGCAUGGGCUCGGCCCGCCCGCUGCUGGGUGAGGCCGGGAGCCGAGGGUGGGGUCGCAGGGCAAAGACCGGGGGGUCCGGUGGCAUUCUUCACUCUCGCGCACCGUUUACAAGGCCUGAACUCGCUGGCGGAAGAGGCAACGCCUCCGGCGUUGGAGCCGGAGCGGGUGGCGAGCGCAGGUCCCCCGGCGCCCGCGUUGCGCAGGUGCGAGCUCCCAUUGCCCGCGCACCGGCGCCCGAUGCAGGCCUGGGUGGAGUCCCUGCGGGGCUUCGAUCAGGAGCGCGUGGGCCUGGCCGAGCUGCACCCCGACGUCUUCGCCACGGCGCCCAGGCUGGACAUCCUGCACCAGGUCGCCAUCUGGCAGAAGAACUUCAGGAGAAUUAGCUACGCCAAGACCAAGACUAGGGCUGAGGUGCAGGGUGGUGGCCGGAAGCCCUGGCCGCAGAAAGGCGGUGGGCGUGCCCGGCAUGGCAGCAUCCGCUCCCCGAUCUGGCGAGGAGGAGGCAUUGCCCAUGGCCCCCGGGGCCCCACGAGUUACUACUACAUGUUGCCUAUGAAAGUACGGGUGCUGGGCCUUAAGGUGGCGCUGACCGUCAAGCUGGCCCAGGACAACCUGCACAUCGUGGACUCCCUGGAGCUGCCAACCCCAGAACCCCGGUACCUGACGGAGCUGGCCCAGUACCGCCGCUGGGGGGACUCCGUGCUCCUCGUGGACUUAGCACACGAGGAGAUGCCACAGAAUGUGGUGUCGGCCACCUCCAGGCUGAAGACCUUCAACCUGAUCCCAGCUGUCGGCCUGAACGUGUACAGCAUGCUCAAGCACGAGACCCUGGUCCUGACCCUGCGCACCAUCGUCUUCCUGGAGGAGAAGCUGCUCUGGCAUGAUUCGCGCUACACGCCCCUCUACCCCUUCCACCUGCCCUAUGGUGACUUCCCCUGA
This is a messenger RNA of Trichechus manatus latirostris (Florida manatee), 1286 nucleotides long. RefSeq names its product mitochondrial ribosomal protein L4 (gene MRPL4). The record is from RefSeq and is a predicted model, not a curated record. Gene Ontology annotation, biological process: translation. The transcript is spliced from 8 exons. NCBI's taxonomy places the organism in Eukaryota, Metazoa, Chordata, Mammalia, Sirenia, Trichechidae. Gene Ontology annotation, cellular component: ribosome. Gene Ontology annotation, molecular function: structural constituent of ribosome. Bases 318 to 1286 code for a protein of 322 amino acids.